Molecule: messenger RNA, 2127 nt
Organism: Volvox carteri f. nagariensis
Lineage: Eukaryota; Viridiplantae; Chlorophyta; Chlorophyceae; Chlamydomonadales; Volvocaceae
Exons: 5
Coding region: 56-715 (219 amino acids)
Biological process (GO): tetrahydrobiopterin biosynthetic process
Molecular function (GO): 4-alpha-hydroxytetrahydrobiopterin dehydratase activity
Source: RefSeq, a predicted model, not a curated record
UCAAAGCAAUUCCUCUUACAGUAGGCUUGUGCGCUAUUCUUGGGCAAGGAGCAAGAUGAACCGCGUAUUAAACACUCAGCGGCAGGCAUGCCAACAGGCACGGCCCUUUACAGCCAAGCCGCCCAGGCGAUGCCGACUGACAGUCAUGAACAGCCAAGCGGGUGGCGACGUGCGUGGCUCAAAGAUGGAAAAGGGCCUAUUUGGCGAGAACUUCGGCGCACGUGACCCCUUUGCUGGCGAGCUGGCCACAAACUUUGGAGAAAACGUUCUUGGUAAUUACAACACCGAACAUAUCAUCAAGCCCCCGGACAACAUCAAGCGCGUACUCGGCCUCUCCUCCCGCAGCUGCAAAGACAACCUCGCCAGCCUGACUGUGCUCAGCGGGGAAGACCGGGAGCUGCUCCGGAACCAGGUACCUGGCUGGCGCAUGGCCACAUUGCCGGGUGCUGGUGGCAAGCCCUGUAUUCAACAGUCCUGGAAGCUCAAGGAUGAGGCAGCGGCGGAGCAGAUGGUGGAGCGCGUGACGGGAGUGGCGGCGGCGGAGGGCCACGGCGACAGCUUAACGAUGAACCGAGUGGGGACGGAGGUGGUGGCGAUGCUGUGCACCGCAUCGCUAGGUGGUCUGACUGAGAACGACUUCAUCGUCGCCUCCAAGGUGAACGACCUCAACAUCGUGGACCUGCUGCCCAAGCGCAAGCCGCGGUUCUGGGCAUGAAGACGUCCUCCCUUCUUCUGUCUGUGUGCUGGGGCGCUCUCGUGUUUGCGGCGAGUGGGCCCCCUGUGUGCCAAGUGUGCAGCUGCUGCUGCUGCUGCUGCCGCCGCUAGGAAGCGAAGCAUUAGAGGUGUUAAGUGCGCGCGGAGGAGGAGAAGGAGGAGGGGUUAGGGUUUUAGGGGGAAAACCGCGGCGGGACGGACGGACCCGAUCGGACGGACGCCAGUGAGCAAGAGCGGAGAAGAUAGUGAAGGAAAGGCGACCCGCGCCAGUUCCCAAUUGCAGAUCCGUGUUCUGCGUGAGAGUGAGCAGGCGGGUGAUGGGCGCAGCGCAGCGCCGUGCAAGGAAGCAGAGCUGUGGCCAUGCUAGCGGUGGUGCUUGCAGCUAUAACCUAACAUGUUCUGGUCUGUGUUUCGUGAUAGAUAUUGGACUGGAGGAAGAAGGAAGGGGCCGGCCACGGUUGGAACGGGUAGUCGUGGUGGUGGUGAUGCCUCAGGAGGGGUUUGCUCUAGGUGUGCGAUAGCAGUCCUGUCGCUAAGGUGCGGCGGCUCCUGGCGGCUUGGGAAGAUGGGGCGCGAUUGCGGAUGAUGGAUGAAUGGCGGGGCUGGAGAGCCCGUGCCAGGUCUCCCUACAUUUAUACAUACAUACGCAUAGGCGCACACACUGAAGGAGCACAGGUGUGUUUUUUGGUAACUGAGUCAUGAUCACAUACACAUGCAUACGUGCGGGUAUUGUGUGUUUACACCUUUGCACAUACAUGCUCAACGUCUGUAUGUACUCAUUUCAACGGUCGUCCCCAGUCAAAGUACCUACGCGCCCAUAAAAGCUGUAUGGGAGUUUAAUCGGGAGGUUGUGUUGACUUUUUUCUUCCUAUACUUUUCUUCGCUCUAAUCACAUGCAGCUCUAAAUCAAGCAAAAUCGCUUGCGCCUCAAGACACUACAAGACCACGCGGGUAGCCGGGCGGGGCUAUGCUCAUCCCCACCACGUCGCAGACAUCACAAGGCACACACAGCGCCCGACUGGUCGCUGGUAGAAAAAGCCCCAGUACUACUACUACUACCACGUGCCAGUCCUACAAUGGAAAGGCAGUUGCAGACGCUAGAAUCAAACCGCGGCAACAGUCACAAAUUCGCGUAUUUGUCAAAGUUUAAAAGGAGAGACCUUUGGAGCGGUGUCACACAUCAGGAGGAAGUCCUAAAACUACACAUAGCCUACGAAACCAGUAUUCUUACUUAAUCCUUUGCCAAAGACGCAAACAACUAAGGAUAGUCAGCUUCUUCGAAGCCGAAAAGGGCAGCCAGUCGCCCCGCAGUAUUCUGCAGGGGAGGCUGUACGGCACUGGGCUGCAAGUGGAGGAACGAUGUCGUGUUUGGACUAUAUGCGCAUUAUUAUGGAUAGCUGCUAGGGCCGGGUG